Molecule: messenger RNA, 1171 nt
Organism: Helobdella robusta
Lineage: Eukaryota; Metazoa; Annelida; Clitellata; Rhynchobdellida; Glossiphoniidae
Exons: 1
Molecular function (GO): zinc ion binding; nucleic acid binding
Source: RefSeq, a predicted model, not a curated record
AUGAAGCCAAAUUGUUUUACCUGUGGUAGUACUGGCCAUCUGGCCAAACAUUGCACAAAAAAGUCUAACUAUACGACACCGGCCAAGAGGGUGAUGAAUUGUCAGAUUACCCCCGGAAUGCACAGCAAACAGCUCGGGUUGACUGAGGCCAUGCGAGUAGAGAAAUAUUUUGAGAGGCCAUAUGUCAAGGUAAAAAUUCAACCCGGUCCAGUGUGCGAGGCUUUGGUGGACAGCGGUGCUGAGGUAUGUGGGAUUUCACAGAAGUUAUGCCAGGAGUUGAAUCUACCCAGUUUGGGAACUGAAAGGAUCAAGGGAUGGAAUGGACAGGUGGCUGAGGUGGAUGCCACAUGGGUAACGUUGACUCAGGGGGACAAGGCAGCUACCCCUGGCGUCCGGGUGUGGUGUGCCGUGGUGCCAAAUGCUAGUGAACCACUAAUUAUUAAUCCAGGAGUGGUAGAACAGUUAAAGUUGGUAACGCCUUAUGUAGUACCUGCUGCAGGGGUGCUGUCUGCCAGUGGUUCAUUGGUCAAUUUAGGGACCUUUUACAAUGUGGACGCCCCCCAUGGGCAGUGUCACGAGAGAUACAAUAAAAUUCAGAACCGUGACGUUGAUGACGAGAAAGAUGAUGAAGCUUGUGAAUUUAAUAAUUGUAAAUUAGAUGGCAGUGUAAUAAUAAAUAAAAUUCAGAACCGUGACGUUGAUGACGAGAAAGAUGAUGAAGCUUGUGAAUUUAAUAAUUGUAAAUUAGAUGGCAGUGUAAUAAUAAAUAAAAUUCAGAACCGUGACGUUGAUGACGAGAAAGAUGAUGAAGUUUGUGAAUUUAAUAAUUGUAAAUUAGAUGGCAGUGUAAUAAUAAAUAAAAUUCAGAACCGUGACGUUGAUGACGAGAAAGAUGAUGAAGUUUGUGAAUUUAAUAAUUGUAAAUUAGAUGGCAGUGUAAUAAUAAAUAAAAUUCAGAACCAUGACGUUGAUGACGAGAAAGAUGAUGAAGUUUGUGAAUUUAAUAAUUGUAAAUUAGAUGGCAGUGUAAUUACAGAUAAAAUUCAGAACCGUGACGUUGAUGACGAGAAAGAUGAUGAAGUUUGUGAAUUUAAUAAUUGUAAAAUAGAUGACAGUGUAGUUGUGGAUGGAGUUCCUAAUCGAGAUGUUGAUGAGGAGAAAGACGAUGAAG